Molecule: messenger RNA, 924 nt
Organism: Kuraishia capsulata CBS 1993
Lineage: Eukaryota; Fungi; Ascomycota; Pichiomycetes; Pichiales; Pichiaceae
Exons: 1
Coding region: 1-924 (307 amino acids)
Biological process (GO): transcription by RNA polymerase III
Cellular component (GO): RNA polymerase III complex
Source: RefSeq, a predicted model, not a curated record
AUGUCAGUUUCAGAAAAAGCUCAGGAAAUUCAUGACAUUAUGGUCACAAACAUGUCGUCAUCUCUGCAGUCGUUCUCGCAGACUGACCUCUCUGAACUGGUCCAGAUAGAGAACGCAGAGGACCUGAUGAAACACAUCCAAGAGUUGUUGAACCACAAGCUUGUGAAGCUGAUCCAGAGUCAGGGGGCUUUGAGAUUUCAACCUGUUAAUGAAACUGAUGCCGCUAAAGUUAUGCGGAUGUCGAAGGAUGAAGCAAUGGUCUACUCAUACAUAGAAGCCAGUGGCCGGGAGGGUAUAUGGACCAAGACGAUCAAGGCCAGAACCAAUCUUCACCAACACAUCGUACUGAGAUGCUUAAAAUCGUUGGAAAAUCAAAGUUUCAUUAAGAGUGUGAAAUCAGUGAAACAUCCCACGAGGAAAAUCUACAUGCUGUACCAUCUCACUCCCAGCAUUGAUGUUACUGGUGGUCCAUGGUUCACCGAUUCAGAGCUGGACACCGAGUUUAUCGAUUCGCUGCUUGUUGUUACGUGGAGAUAUGUUGCAUCGAAAAGUUAUCCAAAUGCUUUCAAGAAGACAGGAGCAUUGCAAGAGUCAUAUCCGGCAAGUCAUAUCCAGAGCAUGCCUACCACCGAUGACAUUUGCAAGUUUAUUGGAAUUAGUGGAAUAACUUCUGUUGAGUUGACUCCCUCAGAUAUACGAAGCCUUUGUGAUGUGCUAGUAUAUGAUGGAAAACUGGAUAGAGUGAACGGUGGAGACUCGUACAUGGCUACAUGGCAAAGCAUUCUGGAGUCCAGGGGAGAUGAGACUGACAGCAUAGAACAUCCAUACAGUAUCUUUGACACCCACCAAGCCUCAGAAAACAUGGGUGGUGACUACGAUGAGAGCGAAGAGAUGUUAUAUCUGGAUUCGUGGAUUAGUACGUGA